This is a messenger RNA of Alnus glutinosa, 1813 nucleotides long. Its product is annotated as cyclin-A1-1-like. Gene Ontology annotation, cellular component: nucleus; cyclin-dependent protein kinase holoenzyme complex; cytoplasm. NCBI's taxonomy places the organism in Eukaryota, Viridiplantae, Streptophyta, Magnoliopsida, Fagales, Betulaceae. Gene Ontology annotation, biological process: mitotic cell cycle phase transition; regulation of cyclin-dependent protein serine/threonine kinase activity. Bases 40 to 1521 code for a protein of 493 amino acids. The transcript has 11 exons. The record is from RefSeq and is a predicted model, not a curated record. Gene Ontology annotation, molecular function: cyclin-dependent protein serine/threonine kinase regulator activity.
GCUUCUUGGACCCAAAGUGUGAAUUUGUUUUGAACCACAAUGUCGACCCAGAUUAAUCGCCGUUCGUCGUUUUCGUCGUCGACGUCAUCGUCCUUGGCGAAGCGGCACGCCUCGUCUUCGUCAUCGGAGAAUAUGGGAAAGACUACGUUGACAAAGAAGCGAGCGCCAUUCGCUGACGUGACCAAUGUCAAGAACGCGGCUCACGUUACUUCACGGAGCUUCGUCCCGUCCUGUGCCCCGGUGUCAUCAGCAACUAAAAUUUCCAUGGCAAAGAAGGGACCUCCUGCUUGCACUGGUAACAUGGGAUUUUCGAUGAGAAGCUUUGCUGCAUCCUCGAAUGUUAAAUCAACUGGACUUAUUCCUUGUAGCAAGAUUACAUCUUUACCCAGCAGUGAUGAAACUGUCCCUACCACUGCUGCCAUUCCUGCACCGUGCAGCAUGGAUGUUUCUCCAAGUAAAUCAGAUGGACUUUCGGUUUCUUUGGAUGAAACCAUGUCUACUUGUGAUUCUUUCAAGAGUCCUGAUGUUGAAUACAUAGAUAACAAUGAUGUUCGAGCAGUUGAUUCUAUCAACAGAAAGACAUUCAGCAACCUCUACAUUUCAGACCAUGAUGAAAAAGCAGGGAAUAUCUGCAACAGAGAUGUCCUUGCAGAGACAGAAGCAGAAGAUGAAAUUGUUAAUGUUGAUGACAAGUACAUGGAUCCGCAGCUUUGUGCAACCUUUGCUUGUGAUAUUUACAAGCACUUGCGUGCGUCUGAGGCAAAGAAAAGGCCUUCCAGGGACUUCAUGGAGAAAAUUCAGAAGGACAUUAAUACCAGCAUGCGAGCAAUACUGAUUGAUUGGCUUGUGGAGGUGGCUGAAGAGUACAGGCUUGUACCUGACACAUUAUAUUUGACCGUGAACUACAUAGAUCGCUAUCUUUCAGGGAAUGCAGUGAACAGGCAGCGGUUACAGUUACUUGGUGUCGCCUCUAUGAUGAUUGCCUCCAAAUAUGAGGAGAUUUGUGCACCCCAAGUGGAAGAGUUCUGUUACAUAACUGAUAACACCUAUUUCAAGGAAGAGGUUUUGGAAAUGGAAUCUGCUGUUUUGAAUUACUUGAAGUUUGAAAUGACAGCUCCAACAACUAAAUGUUUCCUGAGGCGAUUUGUUCGUGCAGCUCAAGGGGUCAAUGAGGUUCCAUGCUUGCAGUUAGAGUGCUUAGCCAACUACAUUGCGGAGUUAUCUCUCUUAGAGUACAGUAUGCUCUGCCAUGCUCCCUCACUUAUAGCUGCUUCGGCAAUUUUCUUGGCCAAAUAUAUACUUUCCCCGUCAAAGAGACCAUGGAAUUCGACCUUGCAGCAUUACACACGUUACAAGCCCUCUGAUUUGUGUAACUGCGUCAAGGAUCUCCACCACCUGUGCUUUAAUAGCCUUAGUUCUAGUUUACCCGCUAUCAGGGAGAAAUACAGUCAGCAUAAGUACAAAUAUGUGGCGAAGAAGAGUUGCCCUGCUACUAUACCUCCAGAGUUUUUCCACAAUUAAAGUCACCAGACAUUUGUGUUUCUGGUCCAAUGCUUAGUUGGAUGUAGACUUCAGGUCAGUGAUAAUGGCAGCUAGUUGGUUCCAAGCAACUGAAUUCUUUUUUUUUUUUUUUCUUUUUUUUUUUUUCACUCCCAUUUUGUAUAAUGUUUUGUCUUUUCCUUGAUUUCAUCGUUGAUGUAGCACAUAGUUUUGUGCGUACUUUUUGGGGUUUCUGCUGAUUCCACUGCUUCAGUCAACAUAAACUCCAAAGCUUGUAUGAUAUGAUAUGAGAUAUGUCUUCUAUCUUCCACAA